GGUACAACGAUUUUAUUUUAAUGGUUCCACGAUGAGUAUCGGUUGACGCCCAUCGCUAUCAAAUAGAAAUUUUAGUGCUGAGCUAAGAAUUUUCCAUUUUUUAACAGUUUUUUUAUUAAAAAAUGGGAUGAUCGAGCUCAGGGGAUUAAGUAGUGUUAAGAGAGUGAAAAGUUCCCAACCAAAAACGUCUUACAAACUAUAAUAUUCGCAGAAAAAACACAACAACGUACAUAUAGCUGCCCGUGCGUCUGUGUGUGUGCGUUGUAUGUGCGUUUUUUUUUGUUUAUUUGGCAAAUUCGGUGGCCUACGUGAUUAAAAUAAGCGCAAGCGGACUUAAGUGAAAUGUUGGCUAAAACGUUCAAGUGCCGUAAUUCGCAUUGAUAACAAUUAUACAUAAUCUGAGAGCGUGUGUGUGUGAUUGCCUCAUUGCCUGAAGGAGAGGUGGAGUAAAACAAGCUGGGAGAGCUGUCAAGGUUAAAAUCGGUCGUCGCCUUUGGCACUCCUCUCCCACAAAAUGCAAUGAGCAGGGGUCGCGGAAAGGUCAGGGAUUCAGCUAGCCAUUCCGGAUCCAAAUCGGCCAUGGACCCGCCGCGCUGCUCCAUUUGCGGCACUCAGCAGCAGCUGCUGCGCUGCGCCAAGUGCAAGGCCGUCUACUACUGCUCCCCCGCUCACCAGCACCUCCAUUGGCCCGACCACCGCACCGAGUGCCGCCUCCUAACCCGCCAAAAGCUCAACAGUAGCAACAACAACAAGCAGCAGCAACUCCAGCAGCGGCAGCAGAUCCAGCAACUGCAACAAGCGGUGGCAUCUGCUAAUUUGGAAGGCAGCGGCGCCGGCGCCAACUGCUCCACCGCCCAGAUGAUGACGCCUGCCCACCAGGCGCAGAGUUGGCCCACCGAGGUAGACAACCUGCUGAAUUUCCUCGGACAGCCGGGCAUUCAGGAGAAGGCGGCAGCUGCAGAAACGGAAGCGGGUCAAAGGCAGCAGCAGCAUCACCAUCAUGGCGAAAAGAGCUCCAGCUAUCAAAUCGGAUUUGCGGAUGCCAGCUUCAUGGGAUCAGGAAGUGAGCGCCGCUAUGAGGAUCUGUGCCGCAACAUCAUCAGUGACAUGAAUCAGUAUGGCUUAUCCGUUGUGGACGACUUCCUGGGCAUGGAGACGGGUCUGAAGAUCCUCAACGAGGUUCGAAGCAUGUAUAACGCAGGAGCCUUCCAAGAUGGCCAAGUUGUGACCAACCAGACGCCCGAUGCUCCCGCGGUGCGCGGUGACAAGAUCCGAGGCGAUAAGAUCAAGUGGGUUGGUGGCAAUGAGCCGGGCUGCAGCAAUGUCUGGUAUCUGACCAAUCAGAUUGACUCUGUGGUGUACCGUGUCAACACGAUGAAGGAUAAUGGCAUUUUGGGCAACUACCAUAUCAGGGAGCGCACGAGGGCAAUGGUUGCCUGUUAUCCAGGAUCAGGAACUCACUACGUCAUGCACGUCGACAAUCCCCAAAAGGAUGGCCGCGUUAUAACGGCAAUAUACUACCUGAAUAUCAAUUGGGAUGCGAGGGAAAGUGGCGGCAUUCUGCGAAUUCGACCAACACCUGGAACCACAGUGGCGGAUAUUGAGCCGAAAUUUGAUCGCCUUAUUUUCUUCUGGUCUGACAUUCGAAAUCCCCACGAAGUGCAGCCCGCUCACCGUACCCGCUAUGCCAUCACCGUCUGGUACUUCGAUGCCAAGGAGCGCGAGGAGGCCCUGAUUAGGGCCAAGCUGGAAAACAGCAAGACGAACAAUCUGGCAGCUCAAGCCCAAGCCCAACAGGCUGAACCAGACUCCACCACCACACCACCCGCAGCAAUAGCUUCAUCCUCAUCCAGUCUGCCAGCUAGCAUGUCCACGGGAACGGGAGCGCUGAACGCGAAUGUGUCGAGUAAUACCUGUGCCACCAACAGCGAAAUAUGCACGUAACCCAAGCCGGUAGCUCAGCUAUAGGGCAACCAAAAAGUGUAAAUUAUUUUCAACCAAACACACAUGUAUAAAGCUAGUUAAAAACUAUUUAUAGCUCUGCACGGGCGGCAGCCCAAGCCCGCAUUGCGAAAGUUAUUCAAAGCUCCUUUAGUCGUUAAGCCUUCUACAAGUAGUUUAGUUCUAAGUCGUACCCUUAGUCAUUCUCGCAUUAACCAUUAGCUUACUGCCAUGUCAGCGUCCGAGUUGGUUGUUUAUUAAUUUUAGUUUGUUGCAUCUUUGUCAGGACCUUUUGCCUAGCUCAUUCUUAGUUUUUGGCUGCCAAAGUAUUAUACCUAAAAAGAAGUUAACUAGAUUCAAUAACAUAAGCAACUGUCUCAUUGCAUCUUAUCUCAAAAUUAUUUAACAAGCCAGUAUAUCGUGGGGAAAUGCGGCUACUGGCUACCACUCAAUCUUUCAACUCUUAUGCAACUUGUUAGACAUAUUUUUGAUAUGGCUUACAUCUAAUAGCAAACUGAAAUAAAUGUUUGUCCGGAAUACGUUCUCUUGUUAUCUGUAAAUCAUGAAAUAUUUACAUUUACGACAUAUAUACAUAUUGUUUGUAUAUUUUUUAUAUUAAACGAAAGCCUGAGCUCAUGAA
Molecule: messenger RNA, 2581 nt
Organism: Drosophila erecta
Lineage: Eukaryota; Metazoa; Arthropoda; Insecta; Diptera; Drosophilidae
Gene: Hph
Product: egl nine homolog 1
Exons: 5
Coding region: 520-1944 (474 amino acids)
Biological process (GO): cellular response to hypoxia; peptidyl-proline hydroxylation to 4-hydroxy-L-proline
Cellular component (GO): cytoplasm; nucleus
Molecular function (GO): peptidyl-proline 4-dioxygenase activity; ferrous iron binding; L-ascorbic acid binding
Source: RefSeq, a predicted model, not a curated record